Xiphias gladius (swordfish) is the source of this 2034-nucleotide messenger RNA. RefSeq names its product CCR4-NOT transcription complex, subunit 11 (gene cnot11). Gene Ontology annotation, biological process: mRNA catabolic process; negative regulation of translation. NCBI's taxonomy places the organism in Eukaryota, Metazoa, Chordata, Actinopteri, Istiophoriformes, Xiphiidae. The transcript has 9 exons. The coding region runs from base 291 to 1628 and encodes 445 amino acids. Gene Ontology annotation, cellular component: CCR4-NOT complex. The record is from RefSeq and is a predicted model, not a curated record.
GGGAGAAUCAGUUGUCGCCGUUUGGCUCUUUUCAAGUGUUUUGGUUCAAAAUCGAUUUUUAACGACAGAACUUUAUGGCAAAUAUGACGAGAAUCACGUGACCUGCGAAGUGUACAUGACACUCUGGAUCUCACUGGUCCAGGGGAGUCAGGGACCAGGCCCAGUCAAGACGCCUGAUCCUUCCUUUACACCACGACCCGUCCCGUUCUCAAUAUUAAGGCCCCGAAUAUUACAGAGCUUUAUAACAGUGCCGAUCUCCAAAAAGCUGAACAAGCCCAGGUGAGGAGACCAUGACCCUGGCUCCGAAGGAACUGUCCAACCUGCUGAGCAUCAUCUCGGAGGAGGCUUGCACUAACACCUUCGAGAGCCUCUCCACCCACUUCCACCAUUACUUCGGGAAAGCGGAGCACUUCAGGGUGGGCUCGGUGCUGGUCAUGCUCCUCCAGCAGCCGGACCUGCUGCCCAGCUCCCCGCAGCGGCUCACCGCCCUCUACCUGCUCUGGGAGAUGUACCGCACCGAGCCGCUGGCCGCCAACCCGUUCGCCGCCGUGUUCGCCCACCUGCUGAACCCCGCACCUGCCGGGGAGGAGCAGGAGAAGGUGCUGUCCGGCUUCCUUCCUCCCAUCACCCAGCCUGAGAAAUUCUUCCUGUCCCAGCUGAUGUUGGCGCCGCCCAGGGACCUCUUCAAGAAGACGCCCAGACAGGUGUCCUGCAUGGACGUCGGCAACAUGCCCCAGUCUAUAGACAUCAGCGGGCUGCAGCUUGCCUUAGCAGAGCGUCAAUCAGAGCUGCCCACUCAGAGCAAGGCCAGUUUCCCCAGCAUCCUGAACGACCCAGAUCCAGAUUCAUCCAACUCAGGAUUCGACAGCUCAGUGGCCAAUCAGAUCAUCGAGUCUCUGGUCACAGGGCCCCGCCCUCCACUGGAGAGUCACUUCCGCCCCGAGUUUAUCCGGCCGCCGCCUCCCCUCCACGUGUGCGAGGACGAGCUGGCGUGGCUGAACCCCACCGAGCCGGAUCACAGCGUCCAGUGGGACCGCUCCAUGUGUGUGAAGAACAGCACCGGCGUGGAGAUCAAGCGCAUCAUGUCCAAGGCCUUCAAGAGCCCGCUGUCCGCCCAGCAGCAGUCACAGCUGCUGGCCGAGCUGGAGAAGGACCCGAAGCUGGUGUAUCACAUCGGCCUGUCCCCGGCGAAGCUCCCCGACCUGGUGGAGAACAACCCGCUGGUGGCCAUCGAGAUGCUGCUGAAGCUGAUGCAGAGCAGCCAGAUCACCGAGUAUUUCUCCGUGCUGGUGAACAUGGACAUGUCGCUGCACUCCAUGGAGGUCGUCAACAGGUUGACCACAGCUGUGGACUUGCCUCCAGAGUUCAUCCACCUCUACAUCUCCAACUGCAUCUCCACCUGUGAGCAAAUCAAAGACAAGUACAUGCAGAACCGUCUGGUCCGUCUGGUCUGCGUCUUCCUCCAGUCGCUGAUCCGGAACAAGAUCAUUAACGUCCAGGACCUCUUCAUCGAGGUCCAGGCCUUCUGCAUCGAGUUCAGCCGCAUCCGCGAAGCCGCCGGCCUCUUCCGCCUCCUCAAGACCCUGGACACCGGAGAAAAUCCCACAGAGGCCAAACCUGCCAAAUAAUGCUCCUCACAGAGACACUAACAGAGACGUAGACGCGGCCUGAGUUACUGAAUAACACCACCCCGCCACGUCCUCCUUUCAAACAGGUUAAAGGGACACGCUUUAGUUACCAGAAACCUUCUUGGUGUCAUCAUAGGAGCAGAAACGGGUGCGGUCAGCUCAACUGAGAAUGAAUAUUGUAAAUAUGUAGUUAAGUUUUUCUCAGACUUAAAGUCCUUUUCGCCCACUGCUUCCCGUCUGCUGUCCAGUUGUGCCUCUGAACUUUGUCACCGCUUCCUCUCCCUUUUCAAGAAGAAAAAUAAGGACGGACACAAUUCAGCUUCAUUUUUUUUCAGUACUCGCUUUCCUUUGGAAAUGAAAUCUUGCAAGUUUUCUCUAAUUAAACAGAUUGUUUAAUUGACUUUCA